AAUUUCUUCUUAUCCUUUGAAGAAUUAGGAAAUGAAUAAUUUCGAAAAAGGAAAAUAAGAAAGAAAACGAAAAACGGUUUUGAGAGAAAGGAUCAAAUUCAAACAAAAUUCCCAAAAAAAAAGCCCUAAUUUCCCAACCACGAAUCGCCCUCUUCGAUUUCCCUCCAAAUCAGGAACUCUCUUCUAAAUAUAGCUCUGCAACUUCCUCAUCAAAUUACCUUCCACCGAAGAUCGCUCCAGUUUUCACCUAUAAAUCAAGUGCAUUCCAUCUCAUUUUCCUCAGGCAGCAAUUUCCAAAUCGAAGGCGUUUUUCGGCGAUCCUUCUUGUUCGAUUCAUCUCACCGAAUAAAACACCACACAAAUCCAAAAAAAAAAACUGAAAAUCGCAAUGGAGAUGAAGAAGAUCGCCUGCGCCGUCCUCUUCGCUGCCGCAACCGUCAGCGCUGCCGUGGCUCACGAUGAGGCGUUGGCUCCAGCACCUGGACCAAGCAGUGGCGCCGCCAUUGGUCUCCCGGCAAUUGGCUCUGUCAUCGGGGCUUCAUUGCUCUCCGUCGCCGCUUACUACUUGCAAUAGUGGGAUUGAUGAAGGAGAGGAAAAGGAAUGAAGGGAGAUAAUACGAGGGAUUGGUUAAUGUGCUGCCGUCGAUAUUUAUAUAUUGGACAGAAUUUUCUGUGCGCUUAAUUGUCAGAUUUAUUAUUUUAUAUAUUUUGUUUUAAAUUUGGGAAAAUUUGAUGAUUAGUCAAUAAUACUUCUUUUUAAUUAA
Benincasa hispida (wax gourd) is the source of this 764-nucleotide messenger RNA. Lineage: Eukaryota; Viridiplantae; Streptophyta; Magnoliopsida; Cucurbitales; Cucurbitaceae. The record is from RefSeq and is a predicted model, not a curated record.